This is a messenger RNA of Moneuplotes crassus, 2427 nucleotides long. NCBI's taxonomy places the organism in Eukaryota, Ciliophora, Spirotrichea, Euplotida, Euplotidae. The record is from the annotation of a GenBank genome assembly.
AUGAAUGAUCAAGCUGUAGGGAGUGAUCUGACUAAUGUCAGCAAAAUAGAAGUUCCUGCCGUAAAUAUAGUAGAUGGAAUUCCUCAGCCCCCGCCUUUAUCAAUGGAUAAGAACAUGAUUGGCGCUAUAAAGAUCAAAGACGCUCUCUUUAUUGGAGAUGAGCUCGCUGCCCAGGAUCUUGAAUUUGUUGUUAAUAAUAAAGUUACCCAUGUCAUAAACUGUUCUGGUCGACAAAUUGCAAACCACUGGGAACCUAUAGGGGUAGCCUACCUUACAUUUUAUUGGCUUGACGUUGACAACCAAGUCCUGUUUGAUAAAGAGGGCCGAAUUACACAUGAAAUCUUCAGCUUUAUUGAAGAAGCCCAUGAAAAUGGAGAAAGUGUCCUUGUUCACUCAAAUAGAGGACAAAGCAGAGCAUCUGCAGUCCUUGCUGUAUUUUUCAUGCAGAAGUAUAAAUGGACCCUCUUUAAGACUCUUGAGUUUCUCAACUCUAGAAGGCCAGAUUUAGAAAUCAGAGCUGCAUUUAUCAACCAGCUGUCGGACUUUGAGCGAAGGAUGACUUCACAAGGCAACGGCCCUGAGAGUGGAGAUUGGAAUGAAAUAUCAGAUAAAAUUAAUAUCCAUCAGGCUAAUUAUGUUGAAAAUGAGGAACUCUUACUAAGAAAUACCUUUCUUAAUGCCCAAAUGGGGCCUAUUGCUCCAUAUAAUAAAGAAGAGCAUAAAAAAGAAAAGAAAAAUAAGCUACAAUGGAUUGAUAAUAGUAAAAAUGGAAAUUUAAGAACAAAUGCCUCAGAGGAUGAUCUGAUAUUUAAAGACCAACCAGAGCCAAUUAAAACUCACAGAACUGAAUGCUUCGAUUUAAAGUCUAUCAUUAAAGCAGAAUUUAGAGACCAGAACAAAGAAAACCUUAAGUUGGAAUUCUACAAACCAGAAGAACUGAUAGAUGAGGAGAUUCAUGCUCUUGAAAAAGACAUACAGCCUCUCAAAACUGAAGACUUUACAAGAAAGGCCAAAAUUGAAUUGGAAGAGGCUAAAAAUAACGACCCAGUGGUUGGCAAUGCAGUUUUAGGUAACACAAUGCCUUUACCCAAGAAGAAUAAUUAUUUCGAAGGUAAGGUCACAGAGGGAUCAAUCACAAAAGGACUCCUAGAAAAGAACAAAAAGAAGGUCAAAUGCAUUAGCAAGCAUUCAAUUAAGAAACCAGAAUGCAAAACUCAGAACUUUGUCAUGGAGCAUAAAAAGAAAGUCAAGAAAGAUCCAACUAAAAGAAAGCGCAGCGCCAAAGUGAGAGGGCCUAACUCGAGAAUUGACAAAGGGUUUAUUCCUCAUUCUAAAGGAUUACACAGGAAGUCAUACUCCGAAGGAAUCAGAGACUCGAGGAAGGAUGCUAAGAAAGAGGCCAAGAAAGAUGUGGUGAUUAACUGCAAGAAUUUAACCAAUGUGAAGAUCCAGAACUCCAAUUGGUCAACUCAGAAUACGCAUCAGUACAAUAUUUUAGCAAUCAUUAAGGAUAACAAGCUAAAUAACACCCAAAACAACAAGAAGGCUAAACCGAAAGUGAAUGAAAAAGGGUCAAAGAAGUACUCCCAAGGAUAUACUUUAAAUAAGCUGACUAAGGAAGGUAUCCUAAACCCAGCUAAGACAGAUCAUUAUGUAAAAGUAAUCAAGAAUAAGAACAAACAGAAACAACAGAAUGGGUCAAAGAAGAGGAAGGUUACAUCCUAUGAACAGAGAUAUUCAGUGAAUCUAAAGAAUAGCAAGCCAGCACUUCUAUCAGACUCCCCAGGCCUCUAUAACGGUAACUAUGGAGAAAGAAACGCUAAUUUAGUUCACCAACACGCCUUAUCGGUAAACAUUGGAGGAGGGUCCUAUAAUAGAAGCAAGAGAGAUAAGGAUAAUCUCAUGAGUAAAAGUGCUGGCUUGGAGAGUUUCAAUGGCUCACAUAAAUUUGGCUCCUUAAAAUCCACUUCUAAGGGUGAAAAGAUUGGGAAGAUAAAGAAAUCAGGGCCUAUAAAAGCGACUAUUGUCACUUCCAAGCCAAGAAUGUCUAAAUAUGAGCAUCUGGGUAAAACAUAUAAAGAAAUUCCUAUGGAUAAGGUAACAAAGAAGCCUAAGAGGAGAGAAAAGAGACCACAUAGCUCAACAUUUAUUGGAAGCUAUAAGCAUGACAAGGAGCUAUAUAAUAAAAUCAUGGGAAUUCAGAAUAAAACUAAACCAAAAGCACCUUGUGUAGCUUCUUUAGGGUUGAAAAAGAAGAAUACAAAAAGAGUAAGGUCCGCUUCUCCUGGAGGUCUAAAGAAUAUCACUCUUCAUAAACCUCCAAAAUCCAAAGAACCUCAAAGAAUCAUCGGUGGAAACCUCUACACCACCUCCAAAAACCCCUUCUCAAAGUAGACUCAAAUUUUUCAAAAUGCUAAAAUUCAAUUC